AUGAUAAAGAAGAUUGAACACAUGAGAGAAGUUCUCAGUGUCCAGCCAACUUUCAAAAGGGGAAAGGCGAAAGAAAAGAAUGGGAUCUCCUUCUCUGAUAGGGAUUUGGCAAGACUCCAGAAUACCUACAACGAUGCACUAGUGAUAACUUUGCAUGUCAAAGACUUCAACAUCAAGAGGAUCUUGAUCGACCAAAGUAGCUCAUUCGAGAUUAUGUACUAUGAUGCUUUCAAGCAACUCAAGCUGAUGACAAAGACCUUCCACCUGCUACGUCUACUUUGGCUACCAAGGGAUUUGUUCAUGAUAGAAGAACUAGAGGACAUAGAGAUGUUUGAAAAUGUUGGCAAGGAGGGCGGACAAAAGGCAGUAGAAGGGCUUGUGGAAGUAGGAGUUGAUGAGAAUGACCUAGAAAAGUUCUUUUUGCAUGGUUCAUCGAUGUCAAGCAGCGAAAUGAAUGAGAUCAUUGAGUUUCUUAUCUCUAGCAUUGAACUGUUUUCUUGGAUGUCAUACAACGUGCCUGGCAUUGAUCCAAAUCAAGAGCUAAUUUCCUUCUUACUUGGCAACCCUGAUGUAUUUGCAUGGUCACCAUAUGAGAUGUCCGGGGUGGAUCCAUCUGUGUCCCAGUACCGCUUAAACGUUGAUCCCAAAUGUAAGUCGAUUAUUCAGAAAAGCUGGCAGUCAGCCAUGGAACACACUGCUGCUGUUGUUGAAGAAGUUGAUCGGUUCCUUGAUGCUGGGACAAUCCGCGAAGUGACCUAUCCUACAUGGUUGUCGAAUACUAUAGUUGUAAAGAAGAAAAAAUGGAACUUGGCAUUUUUGUGUGGAUUUCGCGGACUUCAACAAAGCUUCUCCCAAGGAUUGCUUUCCUCUGCCUAG
Camellia sinensis is the source of this 876-nucleotide messenger RNA. The record is from RefSeq and is a predicted model, not a curated record. NCBI's taxonomy places the organism in Eukaryota, Viridiplantae, Streptophyta, Magnoliopsida, Ericales, Theaceae.